Molecule: messenger RNA, 1231 nt
Organism: Mercurialis annua (annual mercury)
Lineage: Eukaryota; Viridiplantae; Streptophyta; Magnoliopsida; Malpighiales; Euphorbiaceae
Product: ricin B-like lectin R40G3
Exons: 4
Coding region: 86-949 (287 amino acids)
Source: RefSeq, a predicted model, not a curated record
UUAAGACACCUUCCAAUUUCAAUCAAACAAAACACAUUCUGUUCUCCACAUUCACUCUCUAACUGCCACUAUUUACUGAACCACCAUGGAAUUUCCCUUUGGCCACCACCACUCUCACACCCACCACCGCAGAAAUGACGACGGCGAUGAUCCCGAAAGAAGACAAUUCUACCCUCCAUCCAACACUACUCCACCGCCACCUUUUUCCAGAGAAAAUGAAUUCGAUCAAUUCCCACCGCCACCGCCACCAGCUUACUUUCAAGAACCAAGCUUCGCACCACCGCCGCCAUUUCAAGAAACCCAAGUCUACCAUACAUCUCAUAAUCAAGAACUGAACUCCGAUUACCCACCACCACCAACUCAAGUGACCCAUGUUUCUCAUCAAAGAUUUGAUCUCGAUCCUGAAACUGAAAAUUCCAAUUCUUUUAGGCCCCAUUUGCCAACUUUUGUUCAGCAUCACACCCAUCAAUCUAAUUUGGACUUCUCCAAUAGACCAACUUAUAAGGUUUAUUGCAAAGCUGACCCCAAUUUUCACCUCACUAUUCGAGAUGGGAGUGUUGUUCUUGCUCCUUCUGAUCCCUCUGAUCAGUUCCAAAACUGGUUUAAGGAUGAGAAAUACAGCACAAGAGUGAGGGAUGAAGAGGGUCAUCCUUGCUUUGCUUUGGUUAAUAAAGCUAGCGGUGAGGUUAUGAAACAUUCCAUUGGAGACACUCAACCAGUGCAGCUGAUACCUUAUAAUCCGGAUGUUCUUGAUCAGUCUAUUCUCUGGUCUGAGAGCAAGGAUUUGGGUGAUGGUUACAGAACUGUGAGGAUGAUUAACAACAUCCGCUUGAAUGUGGAUGCUUUCCAUGGCGACAAAAACUCUGGGGGUGUCCGCAAUGGUACCACCAUCGUGCUGUGGAAAUGGAACAAAGGAGAUAAUCAGCGGUGGAGGAUUAUUCCACAGUGAAUAAACUUGUCUGAUGUUGCAAUUUCUAGCAGGUAAAUUGCAUUUGCUAUAUGUUACUUUGCAGGCGUGUUGCGUUGUUCAUCUUCUUUGAUAAUGUGAUGUGUUCUUACAUAUCUUGAUGCUGGGUUUACUUCAGAUUUUCUUGUUCAUUGCCUAUAGAGUAUGUGGGUGUGUUUGAUCUAUAGGAUAUGUUUUUAUGCUGUGUGUAAGCUAUCAUAAACAUAUGCUGGAGAUCCUAUGGCCAUAUUCAUCUCUAUUAUUAUGCAUUUGGCAGUAUUGUUA